Molecule: messenger RNA, 522 nt
Organism: Capsicum annuum
Lineage: Eukaryota; Viridiplantae; Streptophyta; Magnoliopsida; Solanales; Solanaceae
Exons: 1
Coding region: 1-522 (173 amino acids)
Source: RefSeq, a predicted model, not a curated record
AUGGUUUUGCAGCUAGCAGACGGGUCCAUGGCCUAUCUGAAAGGAAUCAUUGAGGAUGUCCUCACAAAGGUUGGUAAAUUUGUUACUCCUGCUGAAUUUAUUGUUCUUGAUUUUAAUGCAAACGAACAGUUACCAAUCAUCUUGGGGCGUCCAUGCUUAGCAACUGGAGCAGCAUUGAUUGAUGUUAGAGAAGACACACUCAAAAUAAGGGUAGAGGAUGAAGAUGUGGUAUUUGAUAUAUUCAAAUCACCCACAGUAAUGUCCCAAUAUAAAGAUUUAUGUAUGAUUAAUGUGAUUAAAGUGGAUAAGUGUGGGGUGGUUAGUCCACCAAAGACCUUUUUGGAUUACCUGAUUGAGCAGCCUAAACUUUUACAUCCUAAGCCUAAUUUGAUACUAAUUGAUGAGCUUAAAAAAGCUAAAGUUGAGGAAUCUACUGCUCUUAAAAAUUCUCACCCAAGAGAGGUGAAAAUAAUAAAAAAAUGGCCUCCAAAUGUGAGGAAAAAGAUGAAGGAAUUUGGUUGA